AUGCGUGUCCGAUCGCUGGUCGACCUGGCCACGGCCGCCUGUAUCAAGAAUAUCCGCGGGCUCGAAGGCGUCGGCGACUACCUCCCCUACGAAAACGUCAGGCACAUUCUCCUCCGGGUUGAGAAUGCCCACCAGCUUCGCCGCAUCGAACUCAACUCCCCGCAGAUUGAAGGCAAGACGGGCGAGAUCUGGCUGAAGCUUAUAGAGAAAGACUUCCCCAUCGAAUACCGGGCCCGCGGCUACAAGCCCCAGGACCCCAAGAAAUGGUUCAAGGUUUGGGAGAAGUAUAAACGAGAGCACGAUGACUCGGUCAAGGAGAGCGCCAUGAAGCUCAAGGACGCCUUUGCCGGGCUCAGGCAGGACAGAGAGAAGAACACGAGCAAGAUCGUUGAGAGGCGGUUGCUUCCACGCAGUGGCGCUACAGGGCCCCCCAGAAGAUAUGGACCUCGAGAAGGAACUUCCAACUCUCUCAUGUUCGGUAGUGGUAGCCGCACCAAGACCCUCAGUGGCGCCGGGGUUAUGCGCAAGGUUAGACGAGAGGUCAAGGAGAUCGCAAAUAUCCACGGCAGCUUGUCCAAGUCUGUCAGGGGACCUGUUCGGCACUCUGGUGUGAACAAGGCCCCGGUGUCAAUGGUGAAUGCAUACAAGAGAGCCGCAAGACCAGCACAGGCGCCAUCGCGCCCACCGCCACAAGAGCCACCCAAGGUGCCAUCUGCUGUCACGGAGCAUGAAGCCAGAGCGACAUUCAUCUCAGAUUCCGAGGACGACGAUAAUGGCGGCGACUACCUGUUUGACGAAUCAGAGAGACCACCACCGCGGAAACCCAUCAUGCGGCAACCAACGGAUGGACCGUCACCCUCAAAGCCAAAAUCGCUGGCUGGAAUGAGUAGGAUGGCGCAGAAAUUCGGCGGCGGGUUCAGUAGCACCUCUUCAGUGAAGAAGGUGUCUUCGGCAAAUCCCUCCUCGGCAUCAUCUAUCUCUCAUACAUCACCCCGGAAACCCAAAUCGAGGUUCAGUGGUGUGUCUUCUGGACCAGGGCCACGUCAAUCAUCACCUAACAAUGAGCCCUCGAGUGGCGGUGCAUCAAGUUCGUCAACAAACCUACCACCUCUGGUACGGAAGCGCAAAACGACGGACAUCUUCAUGCGGCCAAGGAAAAGGCCCAACUAG
Messenger RNA from Clonostachys rhizophaga, 1170 nucleotides. Lineage: Eukaryota; Fungi; Ascomycota; Sordariomycetes; Hypocreales; Bionectriaceae. The record is from the annotation of a GenBank genome assembly.